CUUUAAAAGAACAUGAGCUUGAACUUUUUGUAAAAUUGCAAUUAACAUCAUUUGAAAUUAGUGAUGAAAAAGAAAAAAAUAAAACACAAAAACAUACAUAUAGAUAUAAUUAUAAUCAUUCUUUACUUCUUUGUAGGUCUGCAUAUUUAAAAUUAUGUGGAAUUAAUGAUUAUUUACUUUUUGCAUUACAAAAUCUUUUACAAUCAAAUAGUUUAACCAAACGUGUUUAUAGAAAUUUUGGAUGUACAUCUAAAACUGAGUCAAGAGUUUUUUUAGACCUUAACAUAACAUUACCAAUUAAACAAUUUCUAGUGCAAUAUGGAAUGAUUCACAAGUUUCCUUCUCCAUUACGGUAUCAAGAUGAUUCUGGGGUUUUUAUUUAUCUUCCUACUGGCCAAACCUACAAUUCAAAAAUUAUGGCUCGAGAUG
This is a messenger RNA of Racocetra persica, 429 nucleotides long. NCBI's taxonomy places the organism in Eukaryota, Fungi, Glomeromycota, Glomeromycetes, Diversisporales, Gigasporaceae. The record is from the annotation of a GenBank genome assembly.